Paramecium primaurelia is the source of this 10302-nucleotide messenger RNA. The record is from the annotation of a GenBank genome assembly. NCBI's taxonomy places the organism in Eukaryota, Ciliophora, Oligohymenophorea, Peniculida, Parameciidae.
AUGUUAUCAUCAACAAUUUUUUGUCUAAGAGGAGGAGGAUCAAUCUGUUCAUCAUAAGCUAAGCCUUAAUAAUCUAGUAUAAUAAAUAAGAUUCCUGAUAAAUUCUUUUCAAAUAUGAAACAUUUUACAAAUGUGAUUGUUGAAAAGUCCAUGCACUUCCAUGAUAGAUUAAACAAAGAUGAAAUAAUUUGUGCUUUUUUAUGGUUUCAUAAUCAUUAAGAAUAUCUAUAAGGCCUUUGCAGAUAUGAAGAAUCAAAUUUAUAAUAUUAUGAUGUUAUUGAGAGUACAUUUGAAAUAUUAGUGAAAUAAUUAAUAAUUUAUUUGAAACUUUCAGGAUAUCUAUUCCAUUACUUGCUUUAGAUUUGUAAUAACUUACUUAGAGUGAUCUUUUGUUAUUAAUAAUAAAAUAAAGAGAGAUACAUGUAGGUGGUUUUAAAAGAUUAAUUAUUAUCUUAAAUAUCAGAAUUAGAAGAAUAAAUUAAAAUAGAAUCUAAUAAUAUAUGGAUAAAUGGAAUAGAAUUCGAGUUGUAAAUGAUCAAAAUAUGUCUUGUACAUUGUAGAACUAAUUCAUAAAUAGGAUAGCAAUUAGCUAUUGGAAUUUUAUCUGGGAUAGUCUCAUCAAUUUCUUAAUUAAAACCAAGUUCUGAAUUAAUUGAUUCUUUAGUUGAAGCUGGAAAGUAUUUGUUGAUUACUUUUUAUGAUAAGUAAAUAAGGAAUCCAUUAUAAAUAUAUGAAUUAUACUAUUUUUUUGAAAAUCUUAAAUGGACAAUAUUAAAUUAAUUGAAGUAAGGAUACUCAGUUUAAAAAACUAUUAUUCAGUUGAAUGAAUCAUAUAAUAAUUAUAUAAAAUAGUCAUUAAAUUGGAUUGUGCAUUUUUGUUGGAUUAAUUUAAUUUCUAAUUUAAUUUCGUAUAGAUUUAUAAUUAGUAAAACAUAACUACAAAAUACACUAGAUUAAAUUUCAGGAGCAUAAAUUACACUCAAUUCACUUAUUGAAUCAAAUCAUUUAAUACUAAUACCAUAUGAUAAAUCAUUAGUGAAAGUUAAAUUAUUUGAAAAUAAAGAUUUAAAUAUUAAGAAUUUUGUUUGUUUAAAAUUGUUCUAAGAGUAUUUAUUAAGUGAAUAAUAAAAGAAUAUUAAAUUAUUACCAGAAUAUGUAAAUUUUUAAUUUGAUACCUUAUAAAAUAAUCCAAAUAAUCUAUGGGAUUUAAAUAUUAGUCUUAUAACUAAUGAAGACAAUUUAGAAAUACUCUCAUCUUAAAAUAAUUAACUCAGAAUCUGCAAAAUCUAAAUAAAAUAGAAUGUUGAGUAAAUAGAAAAUUAAGCAUAAUUAACUUAUUCAAAAAGAGAUUAAAAUCAAGAAUUAAAAAUAUGUCUAUAAGAUUUAUAACAUUUAAUAAAAUAAUAAAAAUAGUUAAAUUUAUAAUUAUUGUAUCUUAUUUAUGAAAUAGAUAUAAUAAGAAUAAAAGAAAUUUCUAUUCUUAAAGCAUUAGAGUAAAUUAUGAAAUGUAAUUCUCAAAAUAUAAAUAAAGAUAAAAAAACAUUUUAAAUUCUAAAAUCUGAAGAUCUAGAAAAGGAAUCAGAACUUAAAUUUAUAUAAAAUCUAAAUAAAAUUACACAGCUUUGGAUAGUAAUUUCAAAGAUAUUAAGCAUAUAUUAAGAAGCUAUUUCUGAUGAUAUUAAUAAAUUGGAUUUCAAAAAGAAUUUAAAUAUCAAUAUUCUAUAAGAAUGUGAAUAAAUAAUAAAUACUAUUUCAAAUAUAGAAUAGUUUCUGAAUGGAUUUGUAAUAUAACUUAAAAAUGCAAAAAGAAGUUUUCAAAAAAUAUUUGUAUAAAAUAAAUUAAGUUAAUAAAUAUAAGAGAAAAUUUCUUAAAGAAAAAUUUGGGAUAAUAUUAUCGAAAUUUAUAAUUCUUUAUUAAUAAGAACCAUAAUAUCAGAAUUGAAUCUUCAUUAUUCUUAAAAUUGGAAGAAAUAAAAUUGGGCUUUUGAAAUGCCUAAAGAUUUAGGAAACAAUUUAAUUAGAUGUAUUGAUAUUGAAAUACUGUUAAAAGGAUUAAAAAAUUUGAUUAAUAUACACUAAAGAAAAUUAUAUUUGCUUUAAUUUGAAGAUUUAAAUAAUAUUUCAGACAAUUUAGUAUAAGUGGAAAAUAAUAGAGAAGAUGAUAUAAUAUAAAACACUUUAAUUUAAAAUAUUAUAGUAGAUCUUAAGUCUUAAUUAAAGGGAUAUUUUGAAAAGUACUCCUAGAUUGAUGUUAUAAAGAAUGAAUUUAAAGAAUUAGAUGAUAUUGAAAAAUAUAUCAAAUAAAAUUUACUUGAAAUUAAAAAAAAAAAUUGGUCUGAAGAUAAAAAAAUAUUAAUCAUCAUCACUUUUUAAAAAGUCCUAAACAAAUUAGCCUUAAUAGGAUUAUGUUAGAUAGAUAUAUAAACAGUAUAAUAGGAUAUCCUUUAAAUUUUGGAUAAUUAUUUAUAAAAUAAAAAUAUUAUAGAUUAAUCAUAGAUUUAUAUUACAAAUGAGAGUAAUAAAUAAAAAGGAUUCUAAGAUUUAAGUAUAAAAAUAAAGAAUAAUAAAUCUAAAUAAGAUGACUAAUUUAAUUUUGAAAAAGUGACUAAUCAAAUAAAUGCAAUACUUCUUAAAAUAAAAAGAAUAAAAAGAAUAAUUAUUCAAAAUAGAAUAUAUUACAGUUACAUUACUUUGGUAUCAGAUUAAUUAUUAAAAUAAGUAUCUAUAGAUGAUAUUACAGGAAAUAUGUCAGAAUUAAUUCCAGAUGUAUUAAUGUCAAUUUAAAUCUUUUUAAGCUUUUUAAUUGAAUAAUAAUAAAUUGUUUUCAAUUCUGAGAAACUUUAAUAAGCUUCAAUUGAUUUGAAUAUUGAUUAAUUGGUUGCUAAUCUUAUCCUUUUCAAUAAUCAUUCUAGCCAAUUAGAUUAAUCGUAAUUGUAAAAUGAAGAUAAAAAGUGCGAUAAAAUAUAUUUAAAAUUAUUAUCUAAUUUAGAAAAUACAUCAACUUCCUUAUAGAAAGAAGGUGGGUUUUUGAAUAUAUUGGAAAAUACAUCAUAUAAAGUAAGGGAAGCAUUAGCCUACAAUCUUAUUACAAUGUAAGCUUAGGUUUAGGAGAAAAAGAUUUAAGAAUUUUGUAUAAAUUUAAUAAAAAAAAUUUGGAUUUAUGAAAAACAUCCUAAUGUAAGAAAUUUAUUAAAAAAUAAAGAAUUGAUGGAAUUAUAAAAGAAAAUGUUUUCUUCAGAUAUAAUGACAUUUUAAAAUAGAUUAAAAUUAGAUAUUUAAAUGAUGCUCAAAAAAAUUGCAUAACUUGAAAAUUCAGUUCUAACUGAAAAUUCACCUUAUAUGAAAGAUUAAUUAUAAUAGGCAAUAGAUGAGUUUGAAAUAUAUUUUGAUAAUAUCACAGAUAUGUCUUAAAGAUUAGAUAUUAAUCUUAUAUUUUUAAAGGAAAUAAGCAAAGAUUUGAAAAAUCUUAAAAGCUCAAUUGAUCUAGUAUUAAAAAAUGUUAAUGGAAUUGCAAAUGAUAUUAGAAAAUUAAGAGGUAAAAACUAUUUUGAAUUACUUCUUAUUCGUAAAGAUUAAAUAUUAAAAUAAAAAUAGGAAAAUUAAGUAGAUUAAGUACAUAUAGAAUUGUAAACUUAAGAAUAUGAUCCAAUUACUGGAAAUAAGAUUUAUAAUAACUUAGGAGAAUCAAUCUCAUUCUUAUUAAAAUAUUAGUAUGAUAAUUUUGAAGGUGAAGUAAAUGAAUUUUUGUGGAAUAAAUAGGAAAGAACAAAAGAUGUUAUGUUACUUAAAGGAAGGGCAGGUUCUGGAAAAAGCAGAGCUGCUAUAAACAUAGAAGAAUUAUUAUGGAAUUUUUAUAAGAUAGAACCUUAAUGGAUUCCUAUUUAUAUAUCAUUACCUUCUGUCAAAGAUCCAAAACACAAUAUUAUUGAAUAGGGAUUAGAAUCAGAGAAUUAUAAUUUCGAUAGUGUUUAAAUAAGAGAAUUUAAGGAAGCAGUUAUAGCAGGUAAUUUAAAUAUAGUUUUAAUUCUUGAGAGUUAUGAUGAAAUGAAAUAAGAUUGUUUAAAGUGUAAUCUUUAUACUUCAAAUAGAUUAAUUUAAGAUUUAAAUCUUCAAGAACCUGGUUAAAAUGUCAAAAUUAUAAUUACAACUAGAGAGGAAAUAUUAACAUCAAUUGGAUAUUAAACUUGGUUUUAUGGUAAGAGUUUAAAUACAUUAAAAGAAGUAGAAUUAUUGCCCUUUACAUCAUAAUAAAGUUCUGAAUAUCUUUAACUCUAUUAAGAGAUUAGUGUAAAAAGAUCAAUUAAGAGAUUUUAUGAAUUUUUAAAAUAAUUAAAAGGAUAAAAUUAUUCCUUUAUUUAAUUUAAUACCGUUUGGUGUUAAUUACAAGAAACAGUAUCAAAAAUAUUAAUAAAAAAUUAAGAUUAACAUAUGUUGUUUACAAAUUAAGACACAGAGAAAAUUAUAUAAAAAAUACAAAAUGUUGAAUUUUUCAAUCUUUUUUAACAUGAUUUAAUUAAUUCAUUAAGUAAAGAUUUACUUUAGUUAUGGGGAACAUCAAAAUUUCAUUAAACUAUUAAUAAUGUAAAUAUUGGUCAUUUACUUAAUACUCCUUUUAUGUUAGAGAUCAUAGUUUAUGUCCUCCCUAAAAUGUCUUCAAUAUUUUCAUAGGCUGGUUUCAUGAGAGAAGUCUUAUAAAUAAACUAUCAUUUAUUAAAAAAAGAAUCACUAAAAUCAACUAGUUUAAUCUCAAAAUAUAAAUAAAAAAAAGAUUUAAAAGAAAAUGAAGUAGAAAUAAAAACUUAGAAGAAUAAUAUUAAAGAAUUUGAUGAUUAAUAUAUUAUUGAAUUACUUAAUUCUCUAUUGGAAGAUUUAGAAAGUCAAAACUUUUUUGAAUAGCAUUCUAUAGCUUAACAAUUACAUCUAAAUGGUAAUUCAAUUAUAAGUUAAAACAAAUAAUUUAAUGUGAAAUUUGAUGCUCAAUUUAUUGUUGGUGCCUUUAAAUUGAAUCAAUUAACAGCUUUUGAUUUUUAUAAUGUAUUUGUAGAAUUUUAUCAUGCUUAAUAACUUUAAAAAUGGAAGGAUUUAGGAAAAUCAAUCAAUCAUGAAAGUUUUAUUUUAGAUUUAACAGAAUUUUCAAUGCAUUUAGCUAUUGAUAUGUCUAUAAGAUAACUAACUUAAGUUAAUUAUAAAUAAAAAGGAAAAUUAAUUUUAUAAUAAAUUAAAAAUAAUAUUAAUUUGUAUAAUUCAUGGGAAGAUUGUUAUUUCAGUGAAAAUGAAUAAGAUUCUGAUUAUAAAUAAUUGUUAAGAAAAUGUAUGUUAAUAACUUCAAAAGGAAGUUAACACUCAUUUAAUCAUAAAUCUAUUUAAGAAUUUUUUGUUGCAGAUUAUAUUCUUAAAUUUUUAGAGAAAUAUUCUGAAAGUGAUAUCACAAUUGAUUGUUAAGUAUUGUAACAAAGCAUUUUUAACAAAAAUGAUUUUAAUUUAUCAUCAGAACAAUAUUAAGGAACUUUAGAAUUAUUAAAACCAAAAUUAUAAUAAUUAGUUAAUCUUAAAUAAAAAUUAAUCAAAUUAGUUCUAUUAAGCUAAAAUAUAUAAUUAUUUGAAAGAGCAUCAUCAAAUGCUUUAUAUUUUUUGAGCUGUUUUGGAGAAUAUUUAGAAGAUUUGAACUUGAAUGGACUUCAAAUUUCUAACACUAAACUAAAUGGUUUAACUUUUUAUAAAUGUAAUUUAAAUAAUACUUAAUUUGAUAAUGUUUCUAUUGAUUCAUGUAACUUUGCCUAUUCUACAAUAGAAAAAGCAAAAUGGACAAAUUUAAUUUGUAAAGAGAAACCCUCUUUGACUGGCCAUCAAAAAUCUGUAUAAUCAUUAAUUUUCAUAGAUAAUGGAGAUUCAUUGAUAACGGGAAGUUUGGAUGGGAUCAUAAAUAUUUGGUCUUUUACUAAGGAUCAAAAACCAUUAAGUAGAUAAUUUGAUAAUCAAUAGAUAUUUUCUUUAUCUUAUUCAGAAAUUCAUAAUAUAAUUGUCUGCCUAACUGAUAUUGAAUUAACUUUCUUAAAAGGAAAAGACUUGACGACUAUUGCUUAUUAAACAUUCAUCAAUUAAAACUAUACAAGUAUUUUAGUGUCUCCUGAUUUGAAUUAUAUUGCUGUAAUAAUAUCUUAUUAAGUAUUAUUUAUAAUGGAAACUAAAUAAUUAAGUGAAAAAUAGAAUCAAAACAUAGACUAUUCAAUUAAAGUUGAUUCCUAAAUAUAAUGUAUUGCUUUGUCAUAAGAUUAAAAAUUACUUGCUAUAAGUUGUUAGGACAUUUAAUUUUGGAAUGUCUCAGAUAUCUCUAAUUGUUACAAGCUAUAAGAUUUAAAAAUAGAAUAGAAAAUGAUAACUUAACUUUAAUUCUCUUCAAAUAAUUAAAUUUUUAUUUUUUAUGAUGAAAAUGAUAAGGAAGUUCAUUUUUGGAAUAUAAAAGAUUUAAAAAGCAUUGUUUGGAUAUAAUCUAUUAAUUUUAGAGGAUAAGUUAACUAAAUAGAGUUCACUUUGAAUAAUCAAUAUGUUAUAUUAAGAUCAAAUUAUUUUACAAUUUAUGAUUUUAUGAGAUUAACAGAGUAAUAAGAAACAAUUUUAGUAUAAUCAUCUAUAAAUAUUAAAGAAUUUGAAACUUCUAGAAAUUUUGAAAUAUUAGCUUGUAUAUAAGAAAAUAUGAAAUUAAGUUUAACAAUUUAUAAUAUGAAGGAUAUAAGAAAUAUUUAAAAGCUUAGUAUAUUAAUAGAGAAUCAAAAUGAACUAUCAUUAAUUAGAUUUUCUGAGGAUGGAUUAUAUUUAUUAUGUUGUAAAAGGGAUGAAAUUUUAUUAUGGAAUUUAAAUAAUUAUAAAUCAUACAAAACAUUAGUGACAUCAUAAGAUAAAAUAAUUGAUGUUGUUAUUUCUUAAGAUUAAAAAACAUUGGUAUCUUGUAGUUUAAGGAAAAUAGUCAUCAUCUAAGAUUUCUUUGAAAUGACUUAAUGGGAUAAAUUAAAUAUUAUUGAUUUAAGUUUUGAUUUUAAAGGAGCUAGCUUUUACAAAAUGAAAACUUUAGCUAUAUUAGGUGAAAAUAAAGAAGGUUCUAUUAUAUAAUUUUUUGAUUGUUAAUCAUCAAUAUUUUUAAAUUAAUUCUAAAGUAUUGAAAUUUUAGAAAAAGUAUAUUUUACAGAUAACUAAACAAUGAUUACAUUAGGUAAAACACUUCAAAUAUGGGGAAGUUAUAGGGAUGGUUAUAAAUUUGAAAAUAUUAAACAAAAAGAAGUUGAAUUAUAAAUAUAUGGUUAUAAUUCAAUAUAUUAUCCAGAAUUUAAGAAUUUGUUAAUCUAUGAUUCUAAUACUAUAUACAUAUUGUCAAUUUAAUAUUUACAAUAUCAUAAAAUCAAGAUGUAAAAGUAUUUAAGAUAAUUAAAAUAUUCUUUUAUUUAAAAAUUUUUAAUAUUUAUUACAAAUACUGGAUUAGAAAUACAAUUAAUAGAUAAUAUUUUAUCAACUAAAAAAAUCUCUUGUUAAACCUCCUAAGAUUUUUCAAUUUCAAAUAAUUAAACAAUGUUAGCAUAUACAAUGGAAUAAGAGGUAAUUAUAAGUGAUCUAAGCAUAAACAAUAGUAAGAAAGAUGUAAAAAUAAAAAAUAUUAGUUUUUAUAGUGAUCAAAGAGUUUGUUUUGCAAAAUAGGAUUAAAUCUUCAUCAUUUGUAAAAGAAAUUAAGCAUACUUAUAUGACAUUUAAAAUCUUGAAUAAAUUAAGCUAAUUAGUAAUGCUACAAUAAAUGAUUUACCAACAAAAAUUUUAUUUUUAGAAAAGACUUAAUAAAUCAUAGCAUUUUACAAAAAAUAUAUUACUCUCCAAAAUAUAGAUAAUUUAGAAGACUGUAAAAUAAUAUAAAGAUCAUAAUAAGAUAAUAUAUCUACUUAUUUAUUAACAUUAAAUAAUAAUUAUUUUGGAAUAAGUUAUAAUAAUCAAAUAAUCAACUUUUUACCUUUAUCAUAAUCAAUUUAAGUGUAAUUAUUUCAAAAAGUUGGUACAUUCAAGUACAAGGGUUUUGCACAAUCUGAAAGUUUGAUGAUAGUGAUAACUUCUGAUUUAGAAAUAUUUAAAAUAGAUCCAAAAAAUUUAUUAAUAGUUAAGAUCGGAAGUUUAAAAGAAUAUGGAGAAAUGUAUCGCUUAGAAUUAAAUAUCUAAUAAACAAAACUAUUAUUAGCAAUUAAAAUUAAAGAUAAGAAUACAGAAAGAUUAGAAUUAAUAGACUUUAAAUCAAUGAAAACAAUUCAAUGUUUGGAAUAAUAUGAUGCAAGUGUUCAUUAUUUUUAAAAAGCCUUUUUCUCUGAAGAAAGCUCUUAUUUUGUUACAGCUUACUCAAAUGUUACUAUAAAAUUAUGGGAUUUAAAAACAUGCAAGCUUUUAUCUACAUUUAAAAGUAAUACUGAAAGUAUUGAUUUAAUUUCAAUUUCAGGGAAAGGUAUAUUAGCUUAAUCUGGAAAAGAAGUCAUUAGACUUUGGAAUUUGAAUGCUUUAAGAUAAUAAUAAUUAGAAUUUGAUGGUCACUCAACUUCAAUUAUCUUAGUUACAAUAUCAUCAGAUGGUUUAUAAUUAGCUUCAGGUUCUGUUUUUGAGAUUAUUAGAUGGGAUUUGACUAAUUUUUAAAAGAUUGAUGUUUUAUUAAAGAGGACAUAAUUACCACCCAAGUUUUGUUACUCAUAAGAUUGCUAAUACUUUGCAGCUAUAGAUGAUUAAGGUAGCAUAAGAUUAUGGAAAAUAAAUACAAAAUAUUUAGUUGAAAACAGUUAUGUUAUUUGUUAUUAUUAAAAAGCAUAUGAUAUUUAAUUCAAUGAAAAGUGUAAUUCAAUUAUAGUUCUCUAUAGUAAUCAUAUUAAAAUACAAUGGGAUUUAUCAUAAAGAAAAUUACUUGAAUAAUCUAACAUUGAUACAUAUAAUUAAAUAAAAUAAAGACCUUCAAUUGAUAUAAAUCAUUUAUUUACAUAUGAUUCAAAGUAUUUAGUAACCUUUAGUCCUAUUAAAAUGAUAGAUGUAACUAAUGAAAAAUAAAAAUUCAUUAUAGAAGAUACAAUUCUUAACCAAAAAAUUAAAUUAAUUGCAAUUUCUCAUAAUAAUCUAAAAUUGGCUGUUCAAAAUGAAGAUUGUAUUAAUUUAUGGUCUAUUGAAGAAAUGAAAAUUCUUGCCUAAUUAGCAAAAGGAUUAGAAAUCAGUUGUUGUUUAGCUUUUUCAAUAAGUGAUAAAGUUUUAUUUUCAUUAAAUAAAUAAUUCAUUGUCCAAUUAUGGGAUGUAGAUGGUCAAUACAUUAUUAUAUCAGAAAUUUCAAUUGCUCCUAAAAUAGAUGAUCCAAUCUUUUCAGCAUUCCUAGAUAAAGCCAUUUCAUUUCCUUUGAUUGAAGAUAAAUUUUUGGUUGUCUAUUCUUUAUUUAUUGCAUUCAAUAUCAUUUAGUCAGAUUAUUUAAAAGCAAGUUAUAUUCCUGAUAAAGAAAAAGUUUGGGAUCUUAGUUUUGAUUAUUAUGCAAAAUAUUUUUAAUCUGCCUUUUCUGAAUAAAAAUAAUUAUUAGCUGUAUAAUGGAUGAGAGAAUUUAAAAUAUUUGAUACAAAAUCUAUGAAACUGUUUGUAACUUUAGAACCAACUGUAUUUGAUAGUUCAAAUUAUACAUCUUUAUUAUCUUUUUCUAAAAGUGGUAAAUAUCUUUUGUCAUUAAAUUUGGAUUAAACUAUAAAUAUAUGGGAUCUAACUUCUUUAUAAACAAUAUAAAAAUAUGCAAAUGUUAAAUAAAACUUUAUUGUUAAGGCUUUCACCUUUCUUGAAGAUGAAGAAAACAUUGUAAUUUUAGGAUUAGAUAAUCAUAUAUAUCAUGAUCAUAUUUCAAACUUCAAUUUACAAUAUUCAUUUUUAACUGAAGAAGUUUAAAUUAAAUUUCAAUAUAUAAUCAAAGAUAUAAAUCAAUAUUAAAUGAAAUAUUAAGAGAAUGAACUCAAUAUUUUUGAUAAAAAAUCAGGAAAUUAAAUUUACACUCUCAAUAAAUUUAGCUCAAAAUUAAAUACAGCCUCAUUCUCUCCAUGCUGUAGAAUCAUAAUAUUAGGUAUGAAGGACGGAUCAAUAUUAUUUUAUAAAAUAGACUAAGAAACAUUGGCCAAAUAUGGAUUCCCAACUUUAUGUAAAAGCAUAAAUAGAUUUCCAUUAUUAAUGGCACCCUGUUCUAAGCUUUAAAAUACAUAAUUGGAGUCAAAAGAAUCCGAAAAUUUGACUAGACUUUUUAUUGAAAAAGGGGCAAAUAACUCAAUGAUUUGA